Molecule: messenger RNA, 5827 nt
Organism: Mandrillus leucophaeus (drill)
Lineage: Eukaryota; Metazoa; Chordata; Mammalia; Primates; Cercopithecidae
Gene: CALN1
Product: calneuron 1
Exons: 6
Coding region: 294-953 (219 amino acids)
Molecular function (GO): calcium ion binding
Source: RefSeq, a predicted model, not a curated record
GACAGGGAGGCACGCGCCCAGAUCGCGCUCCGAGUCGACGAGGGGGCUCGUGCCGGUCUCGGCGCGCGCGUGGGGAGCGGCCCGGGGGCGCCGAGGGAGCCGGCGGCAGCGAGGAUGCCGGCGCGGGGACGCGGCUGCCGGCUGGGGGUGUGAGCGAGAGGCUAAGCGCUGCCCGCUCGGCGCCUCCAUUCCGCGCCGCCCCCUCCCUGCGGGCCUCGGAGGAAGCCCCCCGCGCGGUGCGGAGGCGCCUCGGCUGCCGGGCUGCGGGGCCCCGGCCCAGCAAGAGGGAAAAGAUGCCGUUCCACCAUGUGACCGCUGGCUUGUUGUACAAGGGGAAUUACCUCAACCGAUCACUCUCUGCUGGCAGUGACAGCGAACAGCUGGCUAAUAUCUCCGUGGAGGAGCUCGAUGAAAUCCGAGAGGCCUUUCGGGUUCUGGACCGGGAUGGGAACGGCUUCAUCUCCAAGCAGGAGCUGGGCAUGGCCAUGCGCUCUUUGGGGUACAUGCCAAGUGAGGUGGAGCUGGCCAUCAUCAUGCAGCGCUUGGACAUGGACGGGGAUGGCCAGGUGGAUUUUGAUGAAUUCAUGACCAUCCUUGGCCCCAAACUGGUGUCUUCAGAAGGUCGCGAUGGUUUUCUUGGAAACACGAUAGACAGCAUAUUCUGGCAGUUUGACAUGCAAAGGAUAACUCUGGAAGAGUUGAAGCACAUUCUCUAUCAUGCCUUCCGAGACCACCUAACGAUGAAGGACAUUGAGAACAUCAUUAUCAACGAGGAAGAGAGCCUGAAUGAGACCUCGGGGAACUGCCAAACAGAGUUCGAAGGAGUGCAUUCCCAGAAGCAGAACAGACAGACCUGCGUCCGGAAGAGCCUCAUAUGCGCCUUUGCUAUGGCCUUCAUCAUCAGCGUCAUGCUGAUUGCAGCCAACCAGAUACUCCGGAGUGGCAUGGAGUAGCAGCCUCCCACCAGCCACACUGUGUUGCAGCUCACCGCGCAUGUGCAUGCCCUGCGGGCAGACUCUUCCUCCACACAGCAGACAUGGACCUUUGGACUAUGGAUGGAUGCAGACGAUGGAACCGUUCAGUAAAGAACCCAAGGUUGAGUGCAACUGGGGUUGCACUUCAGCUUCAUCUCCUUGGCAGGGACACUAAAGGGCUGUCUUCAGUGCUUUAAUGGUUUUGUUUUCUAAUGCAAUAAAUAGCCAGGAUUUCCGAAUUACUGCUUCAACCAUCAGUCAUAACUCUAGAGAAAAACUUCAUCUUCAUCUCGGAAUUCCAGCGGCCAUCCAGGUAUAAUGGUGAGAGAGCAAGAGAGAGGCAUGAACACACAGUCACCUCCACUCCCCAUUCUUUCAACCCAAGGGUCAACAGGAGACUCUCUGCUGAGGUCAACCCUCAGUUCCAAGAGGCUGACUUCUGGGUUGCCACAGAAGAGAGGGCUUUCCAUCCCACCCUGGCUUCCUUCCUCCAUCCAGUGGAGACCCCCCCCAAGGCAUGAGGGGAAAGCCAUUAAGUGGGGUGCAGCCCCUGGUGGUCUUUAGCUGCACCUCUCACCGCUUCCGUUCUUACUGCCUUUUCUAGAGGACUGCCAUUGGUAGAGCUGGGGUGCUCUCAGUUUCCGUUGGCACUUGGCUUUCUGUUCCUAGAGCCCAUCCCGCACCAGCAUUUUGGAACCUGCAGAGAGCCUUUCUCCCAGCUUUGCCGCCUGUGCUGCCAUUAGAGAAAAAAAAAGAAGCGUAAUCGUGGGCAUCUCUAUAACAUAGACAGAUAUAUAUAAUUGGCUUCUUCGUGUGUGAUGUCAUUCUUCCCUAAUCGCUUACACCUAAUAUAAGCUUGUCCUCCCUCCCACACUCAUCCCUGCUUCUUUGGGGCAGGGGUGAGGCAGGUUGAGGGGGAGGAGACUGAGACUGGUGGUGAGGUUUUGACACCCACACCCAGCCAUCUGGAGUCAUGGAGACCCACCAUGUCUCUAUGCCAGAUGACCUUUGUAAGUUAAGGUCCUUGUGCAUCUUACCUUUCCCUUACCUUGAAGUUUGCUUUGUUAGUUAGUCUUCCCCAGCUAAAAAGAGAAAUGCAAUCCAAAAUGGAAAGAUGGAGAGAUCAAAUGACUGUAUUUUACAUAAGAUCUUCUGGCCUUCAGAUUCUGCAACUGACUUAUUUUCAGGAGGUGGGGGGAAAAGAUGUUUAUGAGUUUAGCCAACAGAACAGGUAAUUUACUCCUGCCUGCAGAAUACUUUCAUUGGGGAAGGUAACUGAACCUGAACCAAGGAUCUGUUUUCAACUCCAUUCCAAGUCUGUAAUUUCCUGACUUUUCCUAGAUGUCAGCCACUACUACGAAUUCAACCUUGUGUAGUCAGAUUAGCCAGUAAUCUCUAGAUGUAAUAGUUCCCUUUGUACUUUUCCAAGCUCAGGUCUUUAUUUUGUAAUGGAAUUACCUUGCUCCUACUUCUUUUGAUUACAUCCUAAAACUACAUGCUUCCCCACUUUCUUCCGGUAUUGAGCCACCAGAAGCUUUCUUGUCUCAGUGCAGUGGGUAGGGUUUUUGGUGCAUUGUGUGUUCCUGAUCUCCCUCCCUGUCUUUCCGCUCAGCUUUUUCCCUACUGCCUUCUCAGACUUGGAGCACCCAAGGUCUCCGAUGAGAGUUUUCUCAUUCACCUCUGCAAGUGCUCCUGGCAACAGCCUGGGGGCAGCUGUAGAAACUUUCCCUUUGUGGGAGAGUGUGAAUAUUCCUGAUGAGCACAAGUAAAACUAGGGUUUGAGCCAUAGUAUAGAGGAGGGAGGAGAUGUAAGCUCCCAAGAGCCUGGGGGAUUGCAGGUCCCUCUGCAAAACUUCUUGGAGUUCAGCCCAGCAAGGCCAGACCAAGGAGGCAGCAACCUGCCUUUCCCCCUUACCUGCCCUGCUGCCUGCACACUGCAUGCCUGCCCCUUCUGUCGCUCCCGUUGGCUGACUCACCAUUGUCCCCUUAGGAUUGGAAUUCUGAACUAGAACAGGUCCAAAUGCAGAACACUAACACAUCGAACAACCUCAUCCUUAAUAUCUGCCCUGGGCAGUUUGCCCUCUCCCAGCUGGAUUUGGAUGGGAGGGCAGAGCAGAUCUUGAAGGGAUAUACUUUCCUAUCUUUCCCUGACCCCUGAACCACCAAACCACGUCCUCCUGGGGAUAGGGGUGCAGGACCCUAAGUAGACUGGGUAGAAACCCCAGGGAUGAUUCUUCAAAGCCCCCUCCCCCAUGAGAGGGGCCUGAAAUGCCGCAGCUGAGGCUGGUCUUCGGGGCAGAAAAUGACUACUUCUUCGAAGGUGGCUUUUCUGCAAGUUCUUCUGCCUCCCGCUGGAGAACAGAGACCCUUCAGGAGGUGGGAGUUAGAUUUCAUCAGCAGAGAGAUUAGCCACUGUGCAGGAGUAGGGAGGAAAAGGAGUUCUGGAGAGGCGCCAUCAUCCUGUUUUCUACAAAGCCUGCAGGAUUCCUUCCCUAACAGUGACCCUUCUUCUCACUCCCAGUGACCUGGAAGCAAGCCCACCCUCCCCAGGAGAAAAUCUAAGAGAAUGCACUCCUCUGUGGACUGCUAGAGAGAGACGGCCAGAAGGAAGAUGCGGAAUUCUUUCUGACAACUUAGGAGUUAACUUCCCACCGUGGUAACCCCCCACGUGGCACCCAGGGAACCGAAGGACACAGUGGGUGGAGACGGCCCUGAGCUAGCAGCAUUCCUUAGACUUCAGGACCUCAGAGUUUGUCCCGGUGACUUGCACCCUGAUUGCUUUUCUUGGACAGUUUUGUCUUGGGUAUAAGGAAGGCUUCUUUGUCAGGCAGCCAACUCCCAGCCCCGUUCACACAAAUUUUAUGCCAGGGCCCCAUGCCAGUCAGUGUCCCCAUCAUGGUGGCUAUGAAGCUAAUAGCUGAAGGUUCCAGAAGGUCCUGGUCUCCCAUUCCCAAGGGAUGACAUGUAGCCCCAGCUGGAGGUGACUUCUGCAGGAAUUGAGAGGGAAGAGCCCACCCCUCGCUCUGUCCUCCAGCUAAUAGACUUAGGAACCAGUGACCUUGGCUGCCCAGCUGUGGGGAGACUGAGGGAUUGACAAACGCAGGUUGGCUCAUUCUUGCUGCAAGAGCAGAUACCCACCCCCCCAGAAAAUACAAGUGAUGAUCAAGAAGGCAGUUUCCUUGGGAGAGAAGGGGAAAUGGACCCUGACUCCCUUGAUCCCCAAAGAAGCUGUGCCCCACCGUUCCAGAUACCAACAAAGCCCCCAAACAGAAUGUAGCAUCGGAACUAUUAGCAGUGGCUUCCAGAAUGUGCAUGGGUCCCACGUGACUGAUCUGACAAAAAAAAAAAAAAAGAGGGAUAUUACCAUGGCAACCCUUGCAUUCCACCCUGAAUUUGCCAAAGCACACAAAAAUAGGGAACAUUUUCUUGAAGAACACUCCCAAUUCAGCCUGAGUGCAACCUGACUCUCUGCAUCUGUAUCCUGCUGGGAGAGGCAAUUACCCUUAAAGAAUCUGGGUGGUUUCUCUGCCUUUUUGUCUUGCAUUUGAACUUGUCCUUCUAUUUACUCAAGAGAACAGGAGCUACCUGUAAGCCCUGGUAUCUCCCCAUCCCUACUCCCAGCCCCUUCUCCCAGGGUCCAGAGCCAGGACCCCUUAAUCUAGGUAAACAGGCAGAAAUAUCAUCUUGGAAGGCAAACAAGAUUUUAAGCCUCCAGUCUUUAAAAGUAACGGUUUGCCUGUUGAGACACACUCUCGCAAGCCAGACGUGUGAACUUUGGUGAACUGAGGUUUACAUGUGGUCUUAGGCAAACCCAGUGGUUUCAGAAAUGUCUGGGUGUUUUAUUUGCAGAGAACAAGAUGUGUCUUACGAGUCUCCUUUUUCGAUACCUGCCCUGUCUCAAAUUUCACUUGACAAAUGGUCUACGAUCUUGCAGUUAUCCAAAAGAGCCUAUGAAAAAUGAACAGCUGCUUUUGACAGUAAUGCCCCUCCCAACUUCCCAUUCAUAGAAUCAUAAAGCGGUAUGUUUCAGAACUGAGAGGGAAAAAUUUACCUUUUACCUGCCUCCUGCAAGGCUUAAGUCCAGACUCAGGUCAUAAAUCAAAGACAGUUUUGCACAUUGCUCUUCACCUAAAUCUAGCAGUUUCCCUGAGGCCCUGUGAGGGCAUGGACAGAAAAUGAAGGGUGCAACCACCCAGGACAGCUCCCCGGUUUGGGCUGACCUGGCCUUGUGUGGUCGCAUGUCCUGGGAUCCAUGUUUACUGUGUCCUUGCUCUCCUUCCUUGCAGAAGCCGCUAAGCUCUGCUCCUCCUAACUGCAGGUCUCAACCCCUAUUGGGUCAUUUUGCCACACUAUUUCUCCAAAGGCCCUAGUCAUUACAUUUUUCACUGUGUCACCAAGAUACAGGGAGGGUCUGGAAUUCCCCUGCUAGGAAGGGCCUCUUUUCCUAUAUCACCGUGAUGAUACAGAUGAACUGAGAUUAAACUUUUAGACUUCAGCACAUCGCACAUCCUGGUUGUAUAACCAGGAGGUCUGCAGAGCUGCGACCUGAAGAACAUCUGUCUUAAAAGACCUCAAAUCAGAACAUUCUCAUUGGCCUCUUCAGUGAUCCCCAUGGAGCUAAGAGUCCGCAACCUAAAGGCCUUACCAUAGCCAUCUUCCCUCCACACCUGAUUGCUCAACUGCCCUAGAAGGGGAGAAUCUGUCUGAAAUAGAAAAGAAGCAUUAAGGGCCAGGUGCGGUGGUUCACACCUGUAAUCCCAGCACUUUGGGAGGCCUAGGCAGGUGGAUCACUUGAGACCAGGAGUUCAAGACCAGCCUGACCAACAUGGUGAAACCCCAUCUCUACUAAAAAA